This is a messenger RNA of Megalobrama amblycephala (Wuchang bream), 2068 nucleotides long. Its product is annotated as E3 ubiquitin-protein ligase TRIM35-like. NCBI's taxonomy places the organism in Eukaryota, Metazoa, Chordata, Actinopteri, Cypriniformes, Xenocyprididae. The transcript is spliced from 3 exons. The record is from RefSeq and is a predicted model, not a curated record. The coding region runs from base 1357 to 2043 and encodes 228 amino acids. Gene Ontology annotation, molecular function: zinc ion binding.
AUACAAUCAGUAAUUCAGUAAAGAUGCUCAUAUAGAAUAUCUUCAAUAGAUACCAAUACAGCAGCACCAGUUAAACAAUGGGAGAAAGACAUUAAUAUUAACACAGAUGAGGAAUUCUGGAAAACAGUUUGUAAAAAUAGCUUUAUCUUUAGUACUAACACAAAUAUUCAAUUAAUCCAGUAUCAAAUUGUACAUAGAUUUCACAGAUUGUACACACAUUUCACAACGAAAGAUGUUCAAAAAGGGCUUAGAAACUUUGGACAGAUGUACUAACUGCAUCCUAAACACACAAGACUCUUACCUUCAUGCACUUCUGAAUUUUUCAAAUUUUUCAGAAUCACUUCAACACUUCCUUUAUUGUGCCUUUUAGGUGACACCUCUCAAAUUAACCCAUCCUUUAAAUAUUCAAUACCUUCACUCAGGUCUCUAGCUAUCGCCAAGAAAACAAUAUUACUUGCUGGAAAAAUAAAUGGAAAAUAUCAAUUACACAAUGGCUAUAUGAUAACUGACUACAUAAUUGUCCUAUAUGCUAUAACAUGUACACAUCAUGGCAAAGCCCCCAGUUACCUACAAGAACUUCUUACACCAAACUGAAACCGAGGCUUUCUGAAGCAUUUGAGGCUUUCAUCAAAUUGUGCCAAAAAACGGUUCAUUACUCGAAGCUUUUAACACAGUGCGCAUUCAUUGGAGACAACUGUGAUUGACCGAAAAUCUGGCGUUACUGGUGAAUGGGGCCGAACUGACUAUCUCCCACCCUGGCCUUCAUCCUCCCAUCCUUCUGAGCGCCGACAACUGGUGCCAUCAUCAGCAGUACAUGUCCACCAAUGAGUGUAGACUCCCAAGAGUUUCCCAUGAAACAGACUCGAGAGUGCAAAAAACCUUUAUUUUUUCAAGAUUUUAAUAACUUGCCUUUUUUAUCAAGUUUGGCAGGGUGGUUAAUAACACAUUUUUCUGUGGUGUGACAAACUUACAUAUUUAAUAUUGCUUUACACUGACUUGAAACUGAAAGGAACUGCAGACAGGGUGAGGUAAAGACUGCAGAAACACACACACAUGAUGAGAAACCACACUCUUACAACACUUACCAGGAAGACGUUAGGAAGAGGUUAUUUCUCCUUUCUGUUUUACUGACUUUCUCUUGAAAAAAGCAGUAAAAAAAAUCAGUGGUCAAUGAAGAACGAAGAGGAAAAGCUUUCAAGGAGGAUUUUUAUGUUUGGUUCUGAAAAGAUGGCAUAUAUUUGUGAUUCUCAUGGCGAUUCAUUUUUGAGACCUUGAUUCAGAAAGUAAAGUUUAGAUUGCUGGAGCUCAGAGAAAUGGCUUCACUAUCUGAAGACGAUUUAUCUUGUUCCAUGUGUCAUGAAAUCUUCAAGGACCCAGUUAUUUUAUCAUGCAGUCACAGUGUCUGUAAAGAGUGUCUUCAACAGUUCUGGAGAACCAAGGAAACUCAGGAGUGUCCCGUCUGCAAGAGAAGAUCCUUCAAGAGAUGAUCCUCCGAUUAAUCUGGCGUUAAAAAACUUAAGCAAGUCAUUCCUGAAGGAGAGAAAUGAGAGGCGUUCAUUGGGAUCAGAGGAGAUCUGCAGUUUACACAGAACGAAAUUCAAAUUCUUCUGUCUGGAGGACAAACAGCCUGUGUGUGUCGUGUGCAAAGAUUCACACACACACGCCUAUCACACAUUCAGACCCAUCGGUGAAGUGGUUUCAUCAUGUAAGGAGGAGCUCAAUACAGCACUGAAGUCCUUACAAGAGAAACUUCAACACAAUGAAAUCAAUAGAGGCGAGUUUGAGAAUACAAUUCAACACAUCAAGUCUCAAGCUGAGCACACAGAGCAUCAGAUUAAAAAGCAGUUUGAGAAGCUUCAUCAGUUUCUCAGAGAUGAAGAAGAAGCUACAAUCACUGCUCUGAGGGAGGAAGAGGAGCAGAAGAAGCAGAUGAUGAAGGAGAAGCUGGAGGAGAUGAACAGACACAUCUCAGCUCUUUCACACACAAUCAAAGACAUGGAGGAGAUGAUGAAAGCCAGUGACGUCUGCUUUCUGAAGGUCUGAUUUCAGAUCAUUGGUUGAUCAUUGG